AAACGUAGAGAUAAGAAUUUAUUUCCGUUAGAAAUUAAAACCGGACAAGACAGGGUUUAUAAAACCAUAAACCCUAGCCCCGUCUCGUCUCCCUUGCCCUGAAUCAAACCCUAGCAAGCUCCGUUCAUUUCAAUGGCGGCCAUCGACGGCGGCAUGUACGGAACAUCGCUGAAGCCUCGUCUUCUCCGCCACCUUAUUAAAAACAAGUUACCUGACGAAAAGAAUCCCUUUCGAGACACUUCGGAGCUCUCGCACAUCUCAUCCACUGUCAGAACUCACCGCCUGCUAUCGGAAGCUUCUUCGGAACCAAUUGACCAGAAGCUGAUGGAGGAGUGGAAGUCUGCUGUUGAUUCCUGGAUCAAUCGCUUGAUUCAGCUUGUUGCUAUGAAUAUGCCAGAUAAAUGCUGGGUUGGAAUCUGCUUGUUAGGUGUGACUUGUGAAGAAUGUAGUUCUGAGCGAUUUUUGGCGUCGUACUCUGUUUGGUUUAGCAAACUCUUGUCACAUAUUCAGUCGCAAGGAGAAUCUCCUUUUUUGAUGGUUGCUUCUUGUGCUUCAUUGUCAGAUCUUUUAGCAAGGUUGAGCGGAUUCUCAAAUUUAAAGAAAGAUGGGACAUCACAUGCUUUAAAAGUGAUUCAACCAGUUUUAAAGCUUCUUAACGAGGAUAAUUCUGAUAUGAUUAAGGACGCGGCCAUCUGCUUGAUUUACACUAUUAUAACCUCAUUUCCAGCUUCUGCACAUCGGCACUAUGAGAGCGUUGAGGCUGCCAUUGUUUCUAAAAUGAUGUCGGGUAGAUGCAGUGAUGGUUUGUUAAAGAAACUUGGAUUCUGUUUAGCAUUACUUCCGAAAUCUAAAGGAGACGAGGAGAGCUGGUUGCUGAUGAUGCGUAAAAUUUUAAUUUUGAUAAAUGUUCAGCUGAAAGAUGCAUUCCAAGGUCUUGAGGAAGAGAGCAAAAGUGAUGAAGCUUUGCGAGUAUUAGUUCCUCCUGGAAAUGAUCCCCCACCACCACUUGGUGGUCUAACAAUGCCCAUAACCUCAUAUGGAUCAACAAAAAGGCCUGAGCUGUUACUAAUGUGCAAUUCAUCUACUUUGAUGAAUUGCUGCUCCACAAUGCUUUCAUGUUCCUAUCCUGUUCAAGUUAGUGUUCCUAUUCAAUCUUUGGUGAUGCUUAUUCGAAGAGUGCUGAUGUUGGAUGGCUCUGUUUCACAAAAGAUGUAUCCACUUAUGACCACAAUGAAGCAAGAAUUGAUUUGUUCUGAACUUCCCGGUCUGCAUUUGCGGAGUUUGGAGCUCCUGGCCGGAAUUGUGAAAGGAGUGCGCAGUCAACUGUUGCCACAUGUUGCAGACAUCGCGGUACUCAUUGCAGAGUACUUCAGGAAAUGUGCAUUGCCAGAAUUAAGGAUAAUGGUGUAUUCAAUCAUAAGAAUUUUGUUAAGGUCGAUGGGAGUUGGAAUGUCACUUUACCUUACCCAGGAAGUAAUCAGCAACACUUUUGUUGAUCUUGAUUAUAGUAGCUCCGCCAGUGGCAAUUUGAAUUUAAACUCAAAUGUCUUUAAUGAGCCUGUGCAACAGCCUCCGCAGAAAAAAAGAAAGCAUGCGAGUACAACAGGCUCUAAUGAUGAGCAGUCUGACAGGAUGGGUACAGAAAUGACGGCGCCUAAAACCAAAACCCCAAUAUCUGUAAAGAUAGCUGCAUUGCACACAUUGGAAGCUCUUCUAACUGUGGGAGGUGCAAUAAGAUCUGACAGUUGGCGACCAGACGUGGAUCGACUUCUUGUAGCCACUGCUCUAGAUGCUUGUAAAGGGGGCUGGGCAAAAGAGGAAAAAAACAUUUUCCUUCAAACUGGACGCACUGAUCCUUGGGCUGAGUUUCAACUGGCAGCCUUAAAAGCAUUUUUGGCAUCUCUUAUCUCGCCUAGCCGUUUUCGCCCCCCUUCUUUGUCUCAGGGUCUUGAGCUAUUCCGUAAAGGCGCACAAGAAACUGGAACAAAACUUUCUGAAUUCUGCUCACAUGCUCUUAUGGUGUUGGAAGUGCUAAUACAUCCUAGGGCACUUUCACUCAUUGAUUCUGCAUCUGACGCCAACGUUGUUGGAUCAAUGCCCAGAACUUCAGGACGUUUAUAUUCGGGCAAGCAGGGGGUUAACACCUCAUAUUCAGGUGGCACAUUUGGAAAAGGUGAUGAUGAUCCCGAGUCUGAUGAGGAUGACCUUUACAGGAGUUGGCUGGAAAAUGCUGGCGAGGUUGCUAUUGCAGACACCCUCACAGAAAACAAUACUACCUCUACUGUAGGACCAUUUUCUUCUAAAGACCCUAGUGCAGAAAACCAGAUUUUGAUGGACAAGGCAUUUGUUGCUGAAGUUCCACAAAUAAGCGAAAGAAGGGAGGUGCCACUUGAUGUCUCCAAAGGCAUUCAAGAAGCAACUGCCGUUGUUGCAGGAAUUAGAGAACGAGAUGACGAUGAGAUAAUGACGGGGAUACAAGAUAUUGAAGGCACCAUCCAGCAUUCUGUAGAAGCUUUCACUUUCGAAGGUCAAACAUAUUCUAAUGCUCCUGCUGGUUCAGUGGAUCAGCAGUCCGGGACAAUUGUCUUGGAAAAUAGCACAGCUUCAGCUCUGGACAACAGCAACACACUGGUACAAAAUGUUCCUCCAACUAUACCACCAAAUUUCGCGGGUACAACUAUGUAUAUGCUUCAGCAAAAUGACGAUUCAUUAGAGGAAUUUAUACCUGAUAUCGUGGAUACAGAUCCAGAUUCUGAUUGAAGGUACAUCCAAUUUUCUUAUCAUGUAUGUCAAAGUGUAGGAUUACCGCAAGUGUUGAAUUUAUGUAUUUUUGUAAAAGCAUAUUGACUGUGGCAACUGGCAAGUACAAAAAUGAUAGCUGUGCUUACAGAGUUUGAUUUUUAUAGUGGUGAAUCAUCAGAUCAACGGAAUAUGCAUCUGCCCAGUAUCACUAAACUUUUCUACUAUGUUUGGCUGUGUAUUGCCCAACCCUGGUUCUUCUAUAUGAACCUAUGUUCCAAUUAGUUAAUUCAUUUUAAUAUAGAAUCUUUUCAAGCU
Messenger RNA from Daucus carota subsp. sativus, 3057 nucleotides. RefSeq lists its product as uncharacterized. Gene Ontology annotation, cellular component: nucleus. NCBI's taxonomy places the organism in Eukaryota, Viridiplantae, Streptophyta, Magnoliopsida, Apiales, Apiaceae. Bases 133 to 2760 code for a protein of 875 amino acids. The record is from RefSeq and is a predicted model, not a curated record. Gene Ontology annotation, biological process: rRNA processing. The transcript has 13 exons.